Mus musculus (house mouse) is the source of this 9409-nucleotide messenger RNA. It is a transcript of the gene Zfp316, whose product is annotated as zinc finger protein 316. The transcript is spliced from 7 exons. Bases 2844 to 5897 code for a protein of 1017 amino acids. The record is from RefSeq and is a predicted model, not a curated record. Gene Ontology annotation, cellular component: nucleus. NCBI's taxonomy places the organism in Eukaryota, Metazoa, Chordata, Mammalia, Rodentia, Muridae. Gene Ontology annotation, biological process: regulation of DNA-templated transcription.
AUCUUAGGAAAGGAUUUAUUCUGGCUGACAGCUUACGGCCUGUCAUCAAGGGCAGCCAAGGGGGAAGCUAGAGGCAGGAAGUAGAAACCAUGGAGGAAGGCUGCUCACAGUCUUGUCCAGCUACCCUGUUCUAAACGGUUCAGGUCCAUCUGCCUAAGGGUGGCACCGCCCUUAGUGGGCUGGGCCCUCCCACAUCAAUUGGCAAUCAAGAAAAUGCACAGACAUACCCACAGGCCAAUCUGAUGGAGCUAAUUUCUCAACUGAGAGCUCUUUUCCUAAGUGCCUCAACUUGACACUCAAGAUUAGCCAUCACACUAUCUUGAGCCAGUCAUACAUACACACACACACACACACACACACACACACACACACACACACACACAUUCCCCUGACAGUGUGAUGCAGCCAGGAUCCCUCACUAGAAUCUGCCAUGCUGUUUGAACUUCCAGUCUCCAAAACUGUGAAUUAAAUACAUGUUUUCUUUACUCCCUUCCCCUCCAAAAAAGUAGCCUCGAAUUCCACUGGAGUUCCAAUCGCCCACAGCAGGCAAUACUAACUAACGUCCUAUCUGUUCUGUUCUGUUUUGUUUUCAAAGGAGCUGGGGAUGGAAUCCAAAGCCUUUCGUAAGCUCGGUACCGCAUGCUCCCAGAUCCUCAGCAGUGGUUUCUAGGCAAAUGCUCUUCCACUGAGUCAUACCCCAGCUUCUCACUGGUGUGAAUUCUGAGUAAUCAGUCUGCUAUCUAACCACAACUUCAGCCCCUCACUGAGGGGAUUCUAAGUCAGGCCCAGCACUGGUAAGCUUACCCCCAACCCCCACCUUUUAAUGUUUUUGGAGAUGGGGGUCUUACUAAAUUGCUUGGGUUGGUUUUGAACUCAUGAUCCUCCAGAGUAGCUGGGACUUCAAGCUUGCACCACUGUGUCUGGCUGCAUGAUACUUGAGACAUAUGGACUCCAUUUGAAAAUCUGUUUCUCCAUUUUCCCAGCUGCUCACUUGACAACAGGGCCCAAGAACAUGGGAAGGGAGCACAGCAUGGAACACGGCAGGAACACGUGCAUGCAUGGAACAUGGCAGGAACACGUGCAUGCAUGGAACAUGGCAGGAACACGUGCAUUCAUGGAACAUGGCAGGAACACAUGCAUGCAUGGAACAUGGCAGGAACACAUGCAUGCAUGGAACAGGGCAGGAACACGUGCAUGCGUGGAACAUGGCAGGAAUGCAUGUAUGCAUGGAACAUGGCAGGAACACGCACAUGCAUGGAACAUGGCAGGUACACACAUUCAUCACCUCCUUCGGGUUUCCCAGAGGGAAAGGUUGGCUCCCCUUCCCUUCCCUGGGUUUCUAGCCUGCCAGGGAUCCUGCAGAGAGGCAGGUGAUUUGGUAGGUAACCCAUCUGUGUGAAAACCCAGGGUGCGUAAGAAUGUCAUCACGGAGAUAGCUCAUGUGCACACAUGUGAACACACAUCCUAGUAAAACCGAGAGACAAGCAGCUUCCUUCUAUGUGUGCCUAAAUGUGUGUAGGCAGGAAAGAAGAGUGUUUCUGGUCCCUAGAGAACCCACAGUUAGGGGUUAGGGCUCGCCUAAGAUGAGAAAGGCUAUGACUCCUAAAGCAUCCAGUCUACAUGGUCUACCAAGAAAAGCACAAGAGUGUCACAAAGACUUUUCAAUAUAAGGGAGGGGAGGCCAAGGAAGAGGGGAGAGAGGGCAGAGGCUAGAACUCUGGUCUCCCCAGGGUCAUGUCCAGGGUUGGUCUCUAUAGGUACCUAGGGCAUUUACUCCAGGCAUAGGUGGCCAGCAGGCUUGGGGUCCAGGGACUUCAUAAUAUGGAUGGCUCUUUGGAGCUACAGAGCACUGCCCUGAGUAGUCGUGAAUAUAUCAAUGGACUGUCAAGGUUCGACCUGUCUAAAGCCAUGCAAGGCUAUUUCCCAAUAUUCUUGCCAGGCCUGGGGAUGACAGAUUAGGGAGUUGAAGAACAUAAAUCCAGUCUGGCCUCAAUCUCCAGUCUUUCAUGCAUUUGACUGUUAUAGUCCACAGUACCCCCCUCACGCCUUGAAUAGGCUGCCCCUCUGUCUGCCACACCCUGCACACACAAGUAAAGCCAGAAUGGAUCAAUCUCCCAGCCACACCCUUGCCCAUGUCAGGGUCAGACAAGCGCUGCCUGAAUACCCAUUGGGGGUCACUACCCUUCUCCACCAUCAGGAGAUCCAGGGAGGGUCCGGUGGACAGGAGGACGGGCUCCCGACACGUCCUGGCACGGGCAAAGGUAGACUUAGGCUGUCGUCUGGCGAGAAGAGAUGCUCGCUGGGGCUGGACGUCGUGGGCAGGGGUCCCUUGAAACAUAGAGGAGCAGGUAAUAAGCAGGGGGUGCUCAUUGUGGGUAGCUAUAACCAUCCUCCAUGCAUAUGGGGGUGCGACGCAGCAGCACCCUGUCUACAUCCAGAGCUCCGGGACGCCCCAUGACCGGAAGUGCCCCCCUCGUGGGCGCGGACAAGGCGGGGCCGGCGGGCGGCACUUCCGGUGCCCACGCGCCGCCGCCUCCUCCGCCGUCGCGCAGCUCGCGGCCGUCACUUUGUGUAGUGCGGGGGGGAGUCCCCGGUGGUCACAGCCCCCCACCCCCCACGAGUCCGUGUCUCGCUCCGGCUUGGCCGGGCCCGGGCGCGCGCGCGGUGAGUGGGGCGCGCGGAUGCGGCAGAAGGGGUUCUGAGAGCUUGUUCCCUCAAAGAGACGAAAACAAGAGCCUUCCCACACCCCGCGAGCCGCAUAAGUCCUUGUAGUCGACGGUCCUCCGGCCCGGCCUGGUCCAUGUGCACCAAGGGCUGGGCCAUACGGAGGCUCUCUCCCAGGGAUGAUGGCUGCCCUUCAGAGUGCUCCAGACUCCCCAGCUACCCAGCUGGAGCCAGCAGAAGAUGGGUCAGAAUGUGAUGCUGACCCCGAGGAGGAGGAGGAGGAGGAGCAGCAGGAGGAGGAGGAUGAAGAAGAGGAGGAAGAGGUAGUAGUAGAAGAAGUGGCCACACCGGUGCAGGAGGUGGCAGAAGUAGAGGUGGAAGCCAACUCAGCAGACAAUGGUGGAGGUGAUGAUGAUGAUGAUGGUGGUGGUGGUGAUGAUGACGUGGAGGAGGUCCUGGCAGAGGAGCAGACUCUGAGCUUAGGGACCCAGGAGCGGCAUAGCAAUGGUGGUCAUGCCAAGGCACCAGUUCUUCAAGGAAAAGCCCUACAGACCUCCCGGGUAUCUCCCACUACUCAGGAUGAAGAUGUGGAGGAAGAAGAGGAAGAGGAAGAUGAGGAGCAUUUCCUGACCCAGGGCCUGGUGACUUUUGAAGAUGUGGCCGUGUACUUCUCUUUGGAGGAGUGGGAGAGGCUGGGUGUGGACCAGCGGGAUCUGUACCGGGAAGUAAUGCAGGAGAACUAUGGGAUCCUGGUCUCCUUGGGAUACCCAAUCCCUAAGCCAGAUCUGAUCUUCCACCUCGAACAAGGAGAAGAACCUUGGGUUGAAGAUGGCCCCCAUCCCGAGGAGGGAGAUGUCGUCACUGGUGUCUACACGGGAGCCUGGUUCUGGAACGAUGACAUAGAGGACCACGAGGAGGAAGAUGACGAGGACUUCCUUGCUGAGGUGGCUGAGGAGGAGAAUGAGCCCCCGGGGCUAUGGUCUGCUGCCUAUGGAGUGGGGGAUGUGCCUGGGACUUGGGGCCCCGACGACUCGGAUUCGGUGCAGACUCCAGAGGGUUGGGGACCCAACCCAGGCAGUCUCGGUAUCCUGGCGGAGGAGGUUGAAGCAAAACAUUUCCUGUCUGGCCGGGAGCCUGGGGAGAACUUUCUGGUGCCCUGGGCAUUUCCCGCAGUGGCUGUCCCCAUCGGAUGUCCGGAGACCACUUGCGAUGUGUGCGGCAAAGUGUUUCCGCACCGUUCCCGCCUGGCCAAGCACCAGCGCUACCACGCAGCGGUCAAGCCCUUCGGCUGCGACGAGUGCGGCAAGGGCUUUGUGUACCGCUCGCACCUGGCCAUCCACCAGCGCACCCAUACCGGCGAGAAGCCCUUCCCGUGCCCGGACUGCGGCAAGCGCUUCGUCUACAAGUCGCACCUGGUCACGCACCGGCGCAUCCACACGGGCGAGCGGCCCUACCGCUGCGUCUUCUGCGGCGCGGGCUUCGGGCGGCGCUCCUACUUGGUGACCCAUCAGCGCACGCACACCGGCGAGAGGCCCUACCCAUGUCUACACUGCGGCCGUAGCUUCAGCCAGAGCUCAGCGCUCGCCCGCCACCAGGCUGUGCACACCGCUGAUCGUCCUCACUGCUGUCCGGACUGCGGCCAGGCCUUCCGCCUGCGCGCCGACUUCCAGCGUCACCGGCGCAGUGGCGGCUGCACGGAACCCAGCAGUGGCGAUGGCGCGCGGAUGGCUCCCCACGAGGUGGGGAUGGCUCCCAAUGAGGUGGAGAUGGCAGUCGCGGCUGUAGCCACGGUGGAACCUGAGGAACUGGAGGCCGCGCCCGCAGAGACUGAAGAGCCCGAGGCUGGUGUGGCAGAUGGAGACACCGAGGCUGAAGCCAGACAGGACGAGCAGGUGGUGGUCGCUCCGGCGGCAGAAGCGACUGUCCCCGACAGCAAGAAGGACCCUGAACCAGACAGACGGUUUCGUGAGAUGGGCAACGGCCUGGCUGAGGGCGAAGGGCCUUCCUCGCAUCCGUUCGGCUUCCACUUCCCCAUGCAUCCCAAGUCCUGGCUGCAUCCGGACGGUUUCCCCAUUCUGGGGUUUCCCGAGUUCUCUGAACGGCUGCAAGCCGAUGGACGCCAUCUGCCCGGUCCCCUGGGCUCCCCGCUUUCCCUGCAAGGCAUGGGGUUGGCUUGCGACCCGUUCCGCAGCGUGGGCCCCGGCGCCGGCGUGGAUGGUGGCCUGCGAGCAUUCCCGCCCGCUGUCCGCUCCUUGCUGUCGGAGCCCGCGCCUGCGGCGCUGGCGGAGGAGGAGAGCCCGUGGAUCUGCUCCGACUGCGGCAAGACGUUCGGGCGGCGCGCGGCGCUGGCCAAGCACCAGCGCUACCACGCGGGUGAGCGGCCGCACCGCUGCGCCGACUGCGGCAAGAGCUUCGUGUACGGCUCGCACCUGGCGCGCCACCGGCGCACGCACACGGGCGAGCGGCCCUUCCCGUGCCCGGAAUGCGGCGCUCGCUUCGCCCGCGGCUCGCACCUAGCGGCGCACGUGCGCGGCCACACCGGCGAGAAACCGUUCGUGUGCGGCGUGUGCGGGGCAGGCUUCAGCCGGCGCGCGCACCUCACGGCGCACGGGCGCGCGCACACGGGCGAGCGGCCCUACGCGUGCGCCGAGUGCGGCCGGCGCUUCGGCCAGAGCGCCGCGCUCACGCGGCACCAGUGGGCACACGCCGAGGAGAAGCCGCACCGCUGCCCGGACUGCGGCAAGGGCUUCGGCCACAGCUCGGACUUCAAGCGACACCGACGCACACACACGGGCGAGAAGCCGUUCCGUUGCGCUGACUGCGGCCGCGGGUUCGCACAGCGCUCCAACCUCGCCAAGCACCGGCGCGGCCACACGGGCGAGCGGCCCUUCCCCUGCCCCGAGUGCGGCAAGCGUUUCUCUCAGCGAUCGGUGCUCGUGACGCACCAGCGCACGCACACGGGGGAGCGGCCGUACCUGUGCUCCAACUGCGGCCGGCGCUUCUCGCAGAGCUCGCACCUCCUCACGCACAUGAAGACGCACCGCGGGCCGGGGAGCGCGCCGGCGCACACCUCCUCCACCAAGGCCCAGGCGCCUGCCAAGGCCACGCCGCCUCUGCCCCCACCGGGCUCGGGCUCCGGAACGCUGCUCGAGUUCGCGGGAGGAACCAGCUUCGGCUCCGAUCCUGCCGCGUUCGCCGGGCCCUCCGGCAGCUACGAGGAGAGCAUCCUGUGAGGUCUAUCGAAGCUCGGCGUGUCCUCCAGCUCUUUGGCGGGCUGAGGAUUCCCACUCUUGGGUGCUCGGGUCUCUCCCGCCCCAAGCUUCAGAUUUCGCUUGGGUGCGCACGGGCCGCCACCCUGACCAAGACCGACCCGUCCCUCGAUCUGUGGUGCAGGGGCGGUGGGAUGGCGGGCAAGGCCUAUUAGUUCAUCACGGAUCCGGUUCAGGUGCCCUAGAGCCCCGCUGCUUAGGAGUCUGUCACCGGGCUCUCUGGUGCAUUUGGGUUUCUUGGUGGGUUUGGCCUCUACUCAUUCUCCUUGGGAGAUUUGGGGACCGUCUUCCUGUCACUUGAGUGAGUCCAGUAAGUGUUCAGAACCUAGUUCAAGGCAGGCAGGAACCUCAGUAGGUUUUGGGGAAGAUAGAGGUAUGAACGGGGUAAGUUUUUGUUCUGUCGCCUGUAGGUAUUUAUUCCCAUCGCUUAUAUGACCCGAAGAGUGUGGGAGGAGUUGAAAAAGCAAGAUACCAAAUGCAUAGCCAGGUCGCAGAUAUUGUCCAGGACCCUGGGGAGUUGGAAGCCUUAUUCUUUGGAAAUCCUCACUCCAACCUCUAAACAGGUCUGGCAAGCGCUGGCCACCACAUGGACUUUGGUAUUGCUAUCCUCUCUCAGUUUGUUCUCUAGUGGCUGUAAGUAGCACACGUGGACAUCUUUGGGGUGCCUGGUGUGGGCUCCUACAGACACAGUUCUCACUUUCAUUUCCUAGCAGAUCCCUCCCCUGGAGCAGGUGGCUGUGGAGCCCUGUGCUCAGCCAGCCUUUCCACAGCACUGGGGUGGGUCCGGGAAUCUUCCCGCUCGUCCUGUAAAAAGGGCCCAACAUCCUCUGCAAGCCUCUUCACACAGCCUCUGUAAUCACCCUACACUAGGAGCAGGCAGUGUUUCUGCCGUGGGUGGGUGGGUCUCCACAUAAAGGACCCCCGUGGAGCUGAGCUCACAGCGCCUUACUAUGCAAGGCCCCUUACAGUGGACAGCUAACUUUCCAGCCCUGACUGUUGGCACCUGUGGUGUGGCUCACAGGAGCCCCUCCCACCCUCCAUGAAUUCUGGGCCAGUGUGACUGGGGACUAGAGAAGUGAGAUUUCCACCCAACUGCAUUCCCUUUUAGACCUAGAUCCUUUCUUGUAGUAUAGACAUGACCUUGGGGCCCAAGAGCUAACAGGCAGGCUGCUAGGUGCUGGGUGGGUAGUCCAUGGGUGGGAAGAGAGCCUGGGUGGUGAUGGUCAGAACUUAGCCUGACCUGUGCUGUCGAGUGGGGAGGAAGACAUGGGUCCUCAUUGUUCAGCAGUGGAUAUCUGUCCCUCUUAAUCUUCUCUGGACAUGAGCUUCAGAUCGAGCCAGGGCAGGGUGGUCCGGGAGGGUGCCACCCAUCCCUCAUAGUCUCCAGUGUUUCCACCCUGUCCCCUCCGCUGUGGUCAGGAGGACCUAGCUUUAAUAAAGACGGAGAAACAAGCUUGGGGACUGGACUCUAUUUUUGCCCCACCUUGGUGCCUAUUAGCGACACUCACUCUGGAAGGCCCAUCUCCUUUCUGACAUUUCCCCCUUUGAGAAACCAGAAUCGAUUCUGGCAUCAUGGAUUGGGCCUGUGUCCACCACAUCUUACUGGGAUACCUCACACUGCCAUGAAUUUGGAACAACACACAUGGGGCGUGGCUGUGACUAGCUAACCUUCCAGGUUCAGAGAGAGGGCCUAGUCUCCUUUAUGGGAGUGCAGACCCCUGGCCUGGCCUGCCCUUUUCUCAGGGACUCCAAUGCUCAGUGGCUUGCCUACUCCAGCUCCACGGAGGCGUGACCACCACCAGAGUUCCCAAACAACCCCCUUUAAACUGGCUUUUCUUAGUCUUCCAGCUGAUCUUUUCCCGAUGGGUUUGAAAGAAAUAUGCAAAUGUGAUUUGAGACAUGGGGAUAAAGGAGACUGGCAUCUCCAUUAAAACAACGAACAGGCCGGGCAGGGGAUACAGCUCAGUUGGUACAGUUUGCGCAGUAUUCCCACUUUCCAUCCCCAGAACUCCAUGGUGACACACACACGUUACCCCAGCAUCUGGGAGAUGGAGUCAGGAUUGGGGAAUUUACCAUUCUUUUCAACUCCCUGGGUUUGAGGCCAGCCUUGGCUACAUAGAGACCCUACCUCAAAAAUAACCCAGACUUUCAGAAGGCAGAUGCUUAUUAAGAUAUAAAGAUGGGUGACCACAGCCGGGCGUGGUGGCGCACGCCUUUAAUCCUAGCACUCGGGAGGCAGAGGCAGGCGAAUUUCUGAUUUCGAGGCCAGCCUGGUCUACAGAGUGAGUCCCAGGACAGCCAGAGCUAUACAGAGAAACCCUAUCUCGAAGGAGAAAAACUGAAAAAGAAAAAGGAAAAAAAAAAAUGGGUGACCACAGAUCUUAGUGUACUGAAAGGCCAAGUAAUCCGGUGAUAAAGGUCACCAUUGACUGCAGCUGGAGUUUUUCUGUGUUGUGUCAAUCCUAUGAUUAGGGGAAAAAAUUCUCUUCAUUACCAAGGAGGGAGGAGCCCCAGUGACCUGUGAAAGGUGACCAACUAAGGGUGACGUUUGGAGGACUGAGCCUGGCCAUUCCCUCCCUCAGCCUCCAUUCUCAUCCCAAUGACCCUGUUUUCUCAGCCUUUGUAUUUUUUUUCACUUGUCUCUUUAGACACUGCCUUCUCUCUCUCUCCUCUACUUAUUUACUAGUUUUAGAUUCAAAUAAAAGUUUCUCUUCCUUGUUCAUCAUUUCCCCUCAGGUUAUAAGUUAGAUAUGAAUUGUAAGAACUCCAGCGGUGGGGGCUGGAGAGAUGGCUCAGUGGUUAAGAGCACUGACUGCUCUUCCAAAGGUCCUGAGUUCAAAUCCCAGCAACCGCAUGGUGGCUCACAACCAUCUGUAAUGAGAUCUGAUGCCCUCUUCUGGAGUGUCAGAAAACAGCUACAGUGUACUCACAUAAAUAAAUCUUAAAGAAACAAAACCCAAGGAGCUCCAGCAGUAUGAGACAUCAAGUUCACCUUCAUCCCCCUGACAAAACUCAUUCUACCCAGUACCCAGGAUCCUGGGCACACGCACAUCUAUAUGGAAAUGGUUCAGGUUAACGACGUGCUUUAGAUACUGUGCGACAACUGGCUUUUCCCCACCAUGCCUACAUCCUCAUACUUUGGGAAGCAACAGUUGGAGGAUCUCAAGUUCUAAACGAAGUCUCAACAACAGUGGGCAGCAGAGAGGGCUCAGCAGUCAACAACACUGGCUGCUCUUCCAGGGGAACUGAUGGCAGCUCACAAGACUCUGGUCCCAGGGGACCUGACAUCCUUUUUUGGCCUAUGAAGACAUGGGAAACGUAUGUGGCACACAGACAUAUAGACAGAACACCCAUACACGAAAUGGAAGCAACAGAACAAGUUAUGCUAAAUUACUUCAUCCGUGUUCCUAUCUACUUCCCCCAGUUCAGACGUAUUUCUCAUUUCACCUGUUACAAUUAUAACAUGUGUCUCUUGG